AUGGAGGAAGCAGAACUUGUAGCAGGAUUCCAGGCAUACACACUGAAGAGUCCAGAGAAAUACAUAAAAAUGUUUGAAAUUGAGUUUUGGGGAGUGGGCCUGGUGGUGGGGGCGAUAGCAGGGAAAGAGUUGGAGCAGUGCCAGCGGCAAGCGAACAAGGUGACGGAAAUCAUGCUUAACAACUUUGACAAGGUCCUGGAGCGUGAUGGGAAGCUGGCCGAACUGGAGCAGUGUUCAGACCAACUCCUGGAUAUGAGCUCAGCCUUCAGCAAGACAACAAAGACCCUGGCCCAGAAGAAGUGCUGGGAGAACAUCCGUUGUCGGAUCUACUUGGGGCUAGUGGUGGGUGGCAGCCUACUCAUCAUCCUGAUUGAGCGGCUGGCCGUCUUUCUCCCUCAGAGCAAUGACAGCAGUAAUGCCCCACAGACCCAGGAUGCAGGCACCACCUCAGGGCCUGGGGACUGACUCAGCUGGUCCUGAGGGAGAAGCCAAAUGGCUGCACUGGCUGGUUCCGGUCUCCAGAGAACCUUGGUGUUUGCUGACCCUUGGUGUUUGCUGACCCCUGACCCACCCCAGUGAGUGCCAAAGGGCAGCCCCAACAUGUGCACCCCUGCAUUUCCUGUCACGCCAUAGAUUGGCCCUCGAGGGCUCCCUGCCAUACUGGCCAUGCCGGGCCAGCCCCACCUGAAGCUCAGUAAAAGCUGAUUAAAAAAAAAAAAAAAAAUUAUGUAUAGAUCAAAAUAACUACAAGAGUGGAAAUUGAAUAUUCCUAACAAAAAGAAAUGAUACAUGCUUAAUGAGUUUCACAACUACCUUUAUUUGAUCAUUACAUGUUUUAUACUUGUAUCAAAAUGGUACGUGUACUCCAUAAAUAUGUAUAACUAUUAUGUUGCCAUAACUAAAAAUUUAAAAUUUAUAUAAAAACAGUAUUCCAUAGGACUACCAAACUAGGGAAAUUACUGCCCCCAUUUUCUCAUUAGAUUUUUCUUCACUACAGUAGUAUAACAUGGCCGAGAAUUUGGGCUUGCUCAGCUCUCCACCCUGACCGGCCGAAUGACCUUGGAUAUGUCAUUUAACCUAUAAGCCACUGUUUUCUCAUCUGUCAAAUGAAGAUAAUAGCUGCAUUAUAGGGUUAUGAGGAUUAGAUGGUAAUUUCUGUAAAGUAUCACACAG
This is a messenger RNA of Nomascus leucogenys (northern white-cheeked gibbon), 1173 nucleotides long. Its product is annotated as vesicle-associated membrane protein 5-like. Gene Ontology annotation, cellular component: plasma membrane. Lineage: Eukaryota; Metazoa; Chordata; Mammalia; Primates; Hylobatidae. The record is from RefSeq and is a predicted model, not a curated record. Gene Ontology annotation, biological process: Golgi to plasma membrane protein transport.